CAACACCCGAAAUUUUCAAGAGAGAGGAUGAAUCAAGUAAGAAUUCGUUGCAAGACCAUGGAACAAAUAAGUCGGCGGGAACAACCGAAAAUUUGUCGAAGAUGGCCAGCAGGAAUAAGAGGAAACGCGAGUUAGCGAAGAAAAAGAAAGAAACAUCGUCAACCACCGUCGAAGAGAAUACUGAAAUUCCUGCGAAUGCUCAGUCUGUAAUAAUAAACAAUGGAGCUCAGGUUGAUAAGGAUGACAAGACUACUAAGUCGGAGUCAAUUUCUGAGGCGACAUCGAGUUUAUCCGAAAAUGAUAAAAAGAUCCGAAAUUUAACAAAGAAAUUGCGUCAAAUCGAAGAACUUAAGGAGAGGCAACAAAGCGGAGAUAAGUUAGAGCAAACACAGUUGCAAAAAAUUGCGAACGAAGCGUCGUUACGUAAGGAACUUGAAAUGCUAAGACUUUGA
Molecule: messenger RNA, 452 nt
Organism: Acaulospora morrowiae
Lineage: Eukaryota; Fungi; Glomeromycota; Glomeromycetes; Diversisporales; Acaulosporaceae
Source: the annotation of a GenBank genome assembly